CUUAUCACUUGUGUUCCAACAAAUACAGCCAUUACAAAUAUUGUAAUUAUCAAACGCAAAUAUGACAAAACAUUUUGCGUUUUAUUAUUUUUUUCUUAAGUCACUUAAAUCAGUAUUUUUCAACUGAACAAUAUUUGCAGUGAUUGUGGUAAUAUAAUAUUCCCAAAACUAGACAAAUUACACACAACUUUUUUAAUUUACUUUUCAAUAUGGUGUGGUAAAAUCAAGGGUUAAUUUAUUUAGUGAAAUAAAAGGUUUUGAUUUUUAAUAAUUUCGUAUGUUUACCAAUCAAAACUUUUAGUUGUACAUUUUAAUGCCACACUUCUAUGAGAGGGGCAUAAGGCAGUUGGAUUGUGUGUUUCUCAGUCUGUGGGUGUAAGCAGAUUUUUUUCUCAGUCAUUCACUUUGUCUUAUAUGGAUGGAUUUGCAAUUUCAUGGCAGAAAUGUAAAUCAUCUAAUUUUCUCUUUCACUUCGUUUGUCCGAAAAUAAAUAAAAUAUAAAAUUAAAAUAAAUUCUUUGCCUACUAGAAAACAUGUGACAACAAACAUUACAACUAACACCAAAUGUAGAAGGCACUCCGCUUUUAAUGUAGCCGUUUUACCAAGAGGUUUUAUGUAAGUAUACAAGUGCAUUUACAUAUCAUAGUUCUUGCCAAUUCAAAACCCAGGGACUAAAAAAAUCAUUCUUAACUAUGUAAAACACAAACAAAGCAUAAACUCGACAGCAACUCCAAAAUACACAUUAUUUCUUAAACUAGGAUGUGUAUAAAAUGCAACAUGACUCGCCCAGGAAAAAACAGAAAUAAAAACCCUUCAAAUGUCUAGGGAAAAGGCUCUGGAAACCUGUGCCCGUUUGUCAAAUGUUGUGUUGCCGAAUGUUGGUCCUCACCCAUACUAGUCCACUAGAAAAAAUACAAUCUUAUUAACACACCAAUCCAACAGCAUAAUUCUAUAUGAAAAAUGUACAUUUAAACCUGAAAAAUAAUAUUAUUCUAAAACUAAAAAUGAGUAUAUAAUUACUGUUUCAAAUAAAUUGAACCACAACGUGCAUUGUCUCCUGUAAGCGGACCUCGAAUGACGCUAUACUCACCAAAACUCACAAAAAUCCUGUGCAGUAGUAAACACGCAUGUUUAUUGAACUGUGAUGAAAAGAAUACAUGUAGCAAUUAUUUUCUCCCUCUUUGUUGGUCCGAAAUUAAAUAAAUUCUUUGCUUACUAGCAAACAAGUGACAACAAACAUUACAACAAACACCAAAUGUAGAAGGCGGUCCGCUUUACUCGAAUAAACAUAGAAGAAACUUUAAGUAUGUAAAUAACUUGUUAGCCAAACAUGAACAAACAAAUUAUCACAUCCCUAAACUUUUUGAUACUAUUGAUUUAUUUUCUACUCUGAAAUGAACAUAUCCAUCAACCAAUGCUUCAGAUUUCCAACGACCGUGCUUGGCUAACAAUUUACCAUCUGUGAUUUUUUCCGCUAUAAGCAGCACCGGAGGCUCAGCAGACUGUGAAGUCCGAACUGAGACUUCUCUUCCCCUAUGCCCUGAAUUGCUUCUAAAAGCAAUCUUUGGUUGAAAACCUUCUUGAUAACGUCUUGACACAGCCUCUCCGAAUCUUGCUGAAUGACAACGAAAAAACUGCGAAGACGGUUGAAUGCUGGAGGCGUCAUAGUCUUUGGACCUGCUGCUGAUGUCAUAAGGCCAUAAUUGUCAUAACCAGUUAGCACGUGCAAUAGCGCUGCAGAGUUUUGCAGCAUCUAUGUCAUUGUCAGCCAAAGGAUGCUCAUUGUACUUGCGUACUGUGUCCCAGCCAUGCUUGUCUGCUAUCUUCAGCAACUUCUUGCAUUGCAGCAGAGCUUGAACCUCUGACCUUAUAUAAAGCAUUGUUAAUCACAUAAUCUUCAAUCUUCCCCAUAUUGUUCACUCUCUUUGUAAUGAAGUUAAACUGGUGUUUUAAACCUUUUCUGAAUUGAAAAUCUUGAUUUGUGUUAUUAUUUGACGUGUUUCUGAAAGGAACGGCAAAAUGAUCAAAAAUUAAAUCUCUGCUUGUCCAAAGCUUUUCCUUCUUCCCUGCUGAGCAACGACUGCUCGACAGUUGAUGUAUUGCUGAAAUUCCCCGACAAAAUUUCUUGAUUUUCCAACAUUUUUCCAACACAAUACCAAACUUUCAAUAAAUAUAUUGAACCACAACGUGCAUUGUCUCCUGUACGCGGACCUCUAAUGACGCUAUACCUGCCAAAACUCACGAAAAUGGCAUGCAUUAGUAAACAUGCAUGUAAAUUGAACUGUGGCGAAAAAAUUAGCAAAUAAGAUGUGUUGCGUGUAACACCAGCCUCCCUAUCUCAAAGGUCAAGAUCGCACUCAAGGUUUUUUUUGGCCCUAUUUUAUUUUCAGCUAUGUCCCCAAUCCCAAAAAGUAUACUUUUUUCCCAAAAUGUGGCAAAAAAUUCCCAAUUUCCAAAAAAAAUUAAAUUUUUUUUUUUUUUUUUUUUCUUUUAGAAAGAAGUCUUAUGCGUAUUUUAUCUCAAUUUCAAUUCAAUUACAUCUAACAAAGUAUCAUAUGAUUUUGUUCUUUUAAUUUGAAUGAUUAUAAAGAGUUAUAUCAAAUUUAGUAUUUCCCUAAUCAGUGGACUUUUCAUGUGGAAAAAAAGGCCAAUGAAUUUAUUUUCCCAAUUUCAUGAAAAUGCCGAUAAAAUUCCCAAUUCCAAAGCCAUGGGCUAUCUUCCCAAACAGUGGGAAAAAAAACCUGGCACUUAAAGGUCCAUUUUCACCAUUAAACCAUUUCAAAAUUUCCUGCCUCAGCCUUAAGUUUGUCAUAUAAAAGUGGAUUUUGAAGUACAUGAAACAUUGAAAAUAUAUAGACCAUCAUUAGAGCUCAUGUUAUGUGUAAAAAUAUUCCCUCUAGUCUUCCACAAGGCGCUACACUUUGUACAAAUUACUGUCUCACUCAUAACUUUGCCAUAUAUUGAUGGAUAUUGAAAUUAUUUUUCACAACUGUCGACCAUCAAAAAGGCAAUGUGCCCUGUGGAACACCUGUCUUCAUACCUUAAAAGUCAUGGUCACACUUAUAGGUUAAAUUUUGCCAUAGCUGGACAUAACCAUGAAUCACCAUAAUGCAACACGUUUCACCAGUCUUUCUACCUUAAAUGUCAAGAAAUUUACACUUCAAGGUAAAGUUUGACCAGUAAACAGUAUUACCAUUCCUCUCUUAGCCAUAAUUUUGCCAUGUAUAUUGAUGGGUUGUGACAUUACUUGGAACAUUUGUUAACCAGCAUAGGACAAUUUAUUGAGCAUAGAACCUGUCUCCUUACCUCAAAUGUCUAGGUCACACUAAGAAAUGUUUGUCCUACUUUGACCUCAUUAUAUACCAUGUAAUGCAAAAUGAUCUUGAUGUUGCAAACAUUUGUUACUUCCAGUCCGUAGAAAAAUGGUUUAGUUCAUACACAGAUGUCUAGGUGAAAUGUUUGGACAGAAGUUUGUCAAGGCUGUUACUCGGGCAAUUUUAAAUAACUUGCACACACACUGUUUGAAAUUAUUUUGAGCAAGUUUCCAAAGUUACAACAGUACUGUACAAGUUAAUUAUCAGGUCAUUGCUGGGAUGACAAAUGACUAUUGUUAAUGAUUAGUUUAAAAAUGUUUGUAUGCCCCCGGUAGUGUGGCUUAUAGGGGUCGCACUGUCAAGUCUGGGUGUCUGUCAUUUUGUUUUCCGGAGGUUUUUUAUGCAACACUUUCAGAUAUGGAGCUGUAUGUUCCUCUACCUACAUGACCUACAAAUGAAGUGUGAAAUUCGUUCGAUUCUGUCGAUUUAGAUAGGGGCCUUGGACUGAUCCAAAUCUUUGCCUAGGGAAGUAGUAAGCUUUAAAGGGAGAUAAUUCUUAUUUGGCAGGUGCAAUGUCCAUUUUUGAUAAGUAGGUAAUAUUUUUUAAAGGAUAUAAUCUUAGGAGGAACUUUUCAGCGCUAUAUCUCUGUUUCAUGUAAGUAACCUUCUUGUACAACCCACUGGCUUGCCAAGCAGAAAACCUUAAGAUGUUUCCUGACCAUUCUUCGAUGUGCUAUUCAUAAGUGCCAAAAUACUCUGCUCAGAUGAGACCAGAGAAAGAGCAAGACAUAACUCUGAGCCAGCUGUUACAACUGCUCCUGCUGGGAAACAGAAAAGGCGCCAUAAUUCAGAACAAUCCAGACAGCAGAAAGAGACCACUCAUCUUGACCAGGUUCCUCAAAUGACAGUAGUGGAGGUAACAGCAACAGCUGCAUGGCAGGCCCCUUCUCCAGCUUCGGUCCAGGUUCCUCAAACGACAGUAGUGGAGGUAACAUCAACUGCUGAAUGACGGGUCCCUUCUCCAGCUUCAGUCCUGGUUCCUCAAACAACAGUAGUGGAGAUAGCACCAACUGCGGAAUGGCAGGCCCCUUCUUCAGCUUCGUUCCAGGUCAACUGCGGAAUGGCAGGCCCCUUCUCCAGCUUCAGUCCAGGUCCAUCAACCAGCUUAAGUGCAGGUCCCUUCACUGGCAACGUUCAAGCUUCAUUCAGUGGCAGCGAUCCAGGUCCCUCCUGCUGUUGAUGUUCAAACCCAUCCACUGACUGCAUGCCACACCCCUUUUUGAUUGCUACGGCCCUCCUCCUCCAACAGCCUUAAGGAUGUCCUUCAGCCAGAUGCUUGAGAGUGACCAUGAUAUGUAUGAGGUUAGUGUUACAAACCCUGAUGGAGCUUUCCACAGCUGUUGUCAAAUUGUGCAUCAGCUGCAGGCUCGACUUGAUGAAGUUGAGGCACAGCUAAUGCUUGGCAGAAUUCAGCAUCUGUUGGUAACACCAAGGCCUGUCCUUAAGCUCAGGGUAGAGGAGAAUACAGUGACACAUGGGCUCAACACACAGGCUCACAGGCUUUGCAGAACAACCUGAUCUCAAAUGAGAUCUUCCACGAGACAUGGCUUGUUAAGGCCAUUUUGAAGGCCAUGAUAGCAAUAUUCUGACGUGACCAGCUGGUGAACUGUUCUAUGAAGAGAGGAUCCACCACCCCAAAGGGAGAGAUACUUGAGGUCUCUUGAUUGCUGCGCCAUUGUUGAUGUCAUCUCCAAAAAAUUGUCGCUGCCCAUUGCAACAGUUGAAGAAAAAAUGAGAUGGGCUUUGAGGCGACUGCAUGAGAUAUACCGUGUACAGCAGUGAUGAGCAACUUUGUUGGGUUGAUAUAUAAUGUCAUCAUCCAGACAAGCGAGUGCUGGCAGAAGUGUCUCCAGAAUGAGGCGUGCCGCAGCGAGCGCAGUGGCCUCUUAUCAGGCUAUAUGGCGAACAGGCUGAUGUCUAUCUUACAGGACAUUAAUGAGAGGGCCGGAAGGCCUUUGACAAAAGACAUGACUGAAAGAAGGCUCACAUUGUUGGAACGCCAGGCUUCCCACCCUUGGCAACUGAGGACAUGAUGGAAAUCUCACAGUCAUCAGUUCCUGUUUUCGGAAUAGACCCUACUAGUUUGUCAAGUGGGAAGAGAACUACUCCUAUCAAGAGGAAACGACUAACUACAUAGGAAGCAGCCCUGAUGGACACACUCCCACCUGCAGCUCAAGCAACAGCCCCAGCAGCACACCCAGCAGCGGACACGGCAGCGGCCCUGAUGGACACACUCCCACCUGCAGCUCAAGCAACAGCCCCAGCAGCGGACACGGCAGCGGCCCUGAUGGACACACUCCCACCUGCAGCUCAAGCAACAGCCCCAGCAGCACACCCAGCAGCGGACACGGCAGCGGCCCUGAUGGACACACUCCCACCUGCAGCUCAAGCAACAGCCCCAGCAGCGGACACGGCAGCGGCCCUGAUGGACACACUCCCACCUGCAGCUCAAGCAACAGCCCCAGCAGCACACCCAGCAGCGGACACGGCAGCGGCCCUGAUGGACACACCUGCAACCCCACCUGUAGACAAAGCAACAGCCCCAGCAGCGGACACGGCAGCGGCCCUGAUGGACACACCUGCAACCCCACCUAUAGACAAAGCAACAGCCCCAGCAGCGGACACGGCAGCGGCCCUGAUGGACACACCUGCAACCCCACCUGUAGACAAAGCAACAGCCCCAGCAGCGCACCCAGCAGCGGACACGGCAGCCGCCCUGAUGGACACACCUUCAACCACACCUGUAGACAAAGCAACAGCCCCAGCAGCACACCCGGCAGCCGCCCUGAUGGUAGACAUUGCAGCAGCGGACACGGCAGCGGCCCCAGCAGUGAACCCCACAGUCAACCCUGCAGCACACCCCGCAGUGAACCCUGCAGCGGACCCGGCAGUGGACCCACAGAAUACAAUAGACCUCAUACGAGUGUUGCUUACUGAAAGCCUGUGGGAAAAUAGGAGUACACUUGCCUAUUUGGAAGAAACCCAUAUCAAAAUACAGAGGCGGAUAGACGAAAUGAGGUUUUCCAUAGAGACCAUUCAAUCUCAACUGAAAGCCAUUUGAGAUGCCCCAGUCUCCCACCCAUGCCGUUGUUAGUUAGUUUUUUAAGAUUUGUAACUUUGCAUUUGUUAUUGACGUCUUAAUUUACAUAUUUUUUAAUUAAAAUGUAUGUGUUUUGUUAAGUCAGUUUAUACUUGGUAGCAACUUUUUUUAUUAUUUGUUCAUGGGAAGCUAUAGUUCAUGAAAAAUGGCAAAAAGUUUUGCCUAUUGUUUGUUUAUUGAGUUUUGCUAACGCGUUGAUAUUGUUAUUCAUUACUUUUUCUUGUUGAAUUUGUUAAAUGAUUUUUUUUUUAGGGGGGGGGGGGGCUGUUACUGUAAUAAGCUUUUCAUUUUUGUCUGAUUAUUUCUCACUGUUAAGUUUUCUCAAUGAGUCGAUAUUGUUAAUUUAUUGUUGAUUUUUAACUCAAGUGUUGGAUUUAUUAUUCAUAUUUUGUUCUUGCGACUGGUUGUUAUGUAUCAAGUGUUAUAUUUUAUAUACCACAUGGAAUAAUAUAUUUUACAUAUUAUACAUUACAGUUCAGUUUCUAUUAUAUUAAUUAAGCUUUUUAUCCAAAAAAGGGAAUGUGGUUGCAGUAGUGAAAUGGAUUAAAAGUUGUCAAGUUAAACAACAAAUUACUUUUAGUAUCUUCAAAUGCAUAUAGUAUUAUGUAUUGGAUUCUCCAAUAGAAAAUUAUCUCUCAACAUUAUUAACUAGACCUUUCUAAUAAUUUUUGUAACACUGAACAGACAAUUCUAUUUUGAUAAUGUACAUCCAAAAUAAUAGUGUUCAAUUUUAGGAACAUGAAUUUAUGAAAACAAUCUUUCUUAUUAAAAUUAUUAAAGCUAGUUACCUUUGUGCAAAGAAUAAGACUCGGUUCAUGUGUUUAAAAUAAUUUUAAGUCAAUAAAAUAAUGUCAUGUU
Dreissena polymorpha is the source of this 7332-nucleotide messenger RNA. RefSeq names its product transcriptional regulatory protein AlgP-like. Bases 5524 to 6435 code for a protein of 303 amino acids. The transcript is spliced from 14 exons. The record is from RefSeq and is a predicted model, not a curated record. NCBI's taxonomy places the organism in Eukaryota, Metazoa, Mollusca, Bivalvia, Myida, Dreissenidae.